This is a messenger RNA of Acanthocheilonema viteae, 636 nucleotides long. The record is from the annotation of a GenBank genome assembly. NCBI's taxonomy places the organism in Eukaryota, Metazoa, Nematoda, Chromadorea, Rhabditida, Onchocercidae.
AUGCAAUACGUAACCUAUGCAUUACUUUCGUUAUCUGAAGAAAAUUCACAGAACUGGAAUGAUUCACCUCUUCAAAGUUUGACAUUUUUGGCUAGCAAACCAGAAAAAUUUUCAACUUGGAAGGAUGAUCCAUUGGAAGAUGUUGCAAAUGCCUACGUUUGGCUGUUGCAUUUCCUCAUCUCAGAGGUCAAAGAAGAUAUCAAAAGUAAAGUCAACAGCGGACUGGAUAAACGACAGGCUCAAUUAGAAGCACAAAGUGAACAAUACAAAAUGAUUACGUAUGCUUACUGCGAACUAACCAUACUAAAUUGUUUUCGGGAAUCUUUACAAACGGCUCCGGAAUUUAUACGAGAAAUUUUGCGCCGACUUGCUGCUAUAUACGCUUACAACUCUGUUGAUAAACACAUUGCGAUGCUUUACAUUGGUGGUUAUUGUGUCGGUGGUCAGUGGGGUAAUACUAUGAAGAAUCGUCUUCGUGAAUCAGAAGCACUGAUUCUUCCUGAUGCUAUUUCAGUAUGUGAUGCGCUUGCUCCACCAGAUUUCCUUUUGAAUUCCAUAUUAGGCUUUAGCGAUGGACAAAUUUACCGGCGUCUUAUACAGUAUUUCAUGCAAUUUUCCCAUGAAAGCAUCAAUUAA